AUGCGCGGCCUAUGCAAAUAUCACAUCCAGCCAGUUUGCAUUGCACAAGUAACGAGAACAGAUCUCAUGUACGGAAAACUUUCAAUUUUCUGCCUGCUCCUGGCUGUAUAUAAUUCAGAUGCUAUUCCUUGCUGGAAUUCCAAGGAAAACACAUGUGUGCCUCGGCAUCUCUGCAGGAUCGGCGCAGAAGCAGAACGCCCCGUCAUUCAGUUCCGGGAUCUAAGCAUGGCCUACUGGGAAUGUCCUCCUGCAACAAUCUGCUGUCGCAAAUCGAAAGUGGUUCCGAACAUCGAUCCAUCGCGCCCACUUCAAUGUGGCCACGUGAACAGUCUAGAGCUGAGCUCCACGAUGAAGAGACAUCAAUACACAGCCCGAGAGGCGGAAGUGCCAUGGAUGGUGGCUCUUCUGGAUGCUAGAAAUCUUGAAUAUUGGGCUGGCGGCUCCCUAAUUGCUCCAGAUGUUGUGCUAACAGCGGCUUUUGUCACUGAAAAACUAAACGAAUACCAGCUGAUUGUAAGGGCUGGCGAAUGGGAUUUGCUAACCAAACAAGAGCAAGGGCAACAUAAGGAUGUUUCCAUCAGGAAGAUUGUGCGACACUAUGGCUUCAAUCGGACAAAUGGAGCCAACAAUGUGGCCCUGUUAUUUCUCAAAAAGCCGCUGGAGCUAACCCACCAUAUAAACCUCAUUUGCCUGCCGCCACCGAAUCGCAACUUUAUCUAUAACCGUUGCAUUGUCAGUGGCUGGGGUAAGAAGAACUUCGAGGACAUGGCUUACAUGAAUGUUCAGAAGAAAAUUGAUGUGCCCUUGGUGGACAGAUCUAGGUGCCAGCGACAACUUCAAGGAAUCUUUGGCAAGAACUUCUAUCUCGACCGCAGUCUGAUGUGUGCCGGCGGUGAGAUUGGCAAGGAUGCGUGCAAAGGCGACGGAGGUUCCCCACUGGCCUGUCCCCUCCAAAGCGAUCCAAAUCGAUAUGAGCAGGUGGGCAUCGUCAACUAUGGAUUAGGAUGUGGCACAACUAUUCCUGCUGUGUACACUGAUGUCUCAAAAAUGCGGACGUGGAUUGACUAUCAGAUCCGAGAAAACUCAAACGCUUAUCAACCACAAAAUGCAGAUGAUGGAGGCAAACUAAGAAAAGAAUACUUUAGAAACUUAUAAUAGAAGUUUGGUUCUAAAUAAAAGCAAAUCUUUAUUCCUUAAUUAGAAUAGUGAUCCUAUUAAAAGG
Messenger RNA from Drosophila simulans, 1222 nucleotides. Its product is annotated as phenoloxidase-activating factor 2. The coding region runs from base 1 to 1155 and encodes 384 amino acids. Gene Ontology annotation, biological process: proteolysis. NCBI's taxonomy places the organism in Eukaryota, Metazoa, Arthropoda, Insecta, Diptera, Drosophilidae. Gene Ontology annotation, molecular function: serine-type endopeptidase activity. The record is from RefSeq and is a predicted model, not a curated record. The transcript is spliced from 3 exons.